AUGGAGGCCAUCGGAAGCGCCAAGAACGCCGAGGACACGCAGAGCAACAACGAUGACAAGGACGCGAACAAGUAUGCAGAGCAGAGGGAAGAAAACCACGACGCUAUGAAGGAGAGUGACACCACCACGCUGGACGAGGAAAAGGCCUUGAAGUAUCAAAAGAACCAAUUCGGGAUCAGACUUUACGAUAACGAUCUAAAAUACAGUGACGACAUUCAGACGAUCAUAAAAAAAGUGAUUAAUGACAAGAAUAUCCAUUUUUUCAAAAAGUACUCCUCGUUCCUCCUUUACCUAAGCAACGAGGUGGAGUACAUAGACAUCGAUGAUCGGAGCAAACUACAGAAGAAGGAAGCCAAUGAUGAAAACACCAGGGUUUUUUUUAAAAUCCAGCUGACUCCACAAAAUAUGAGCAUUAUUUAUAAUAUACUGGACCGGAAAAUGAUAGAAAAAAUAUUAUCCUUGUGUGAAAAUAAAUACAAAAAAAGCAAAACAUCCAUCGGGUAUGCAACAGAUAAACAGGAGAAUUACAAAAUCACCGAUUCGUCUAAUAGAACAAGCUCUACUGUCUUCUUAUACACAAUUAGAAACCGAUCCAUGAUUGAGCAAAACCAAGUCGAUAACGAAAGCUCCAUUGUCUACACAAAGGAUGAAAGUAUUAUGGACUUAGAAAAUACAAUAUGUAACUUGGUCAAAAUACCACUAUGCUACUUGGAACCCCUAGCCAUUGUAAAAUAUGAGAAAAAUAAUUACUUCAAUGUUCACCACGACGGGACCUUUCGGAGGGCCACUCUUUUAAUAUACCUGAACGAUGUGGACCAAGAUGGAGAAACCAUUUUCCCUCAUUAUAAUUUAUCCAUCAAGCCCAUUCAAGGGUCCGGUAUUUUCUGGUACAACAAUAUACCCGUGGAAGAGGAGUAUGCCAUUACGUACUGCGUAAACCGAAUGAACGAAAUUUAUGAGCAAGAAAGAUUGAAAUCGAUUCAAAAUGCGGAAUCCGGCGUGAAUCCUUCCGCUGCAUCAGCCGCGCCAUCCGCGUCAUCCUCACCCCCCACGGAAGACAACCACAGUGCCAAUUUCCCCUCGUCUAAAUUAACACCUCCAAACUCCACCACGACAAGUCUGAUCACGACAAAUCUGAACACAACAAAUUUGAGCACAACAGCAGAUGCCCUCUCCAGCACGCACAAAAAUCCGAUCAACAAAACCGUGGACCUAAUUAAUUUUUUAAAAGAUAAGUCCAACUUAGAAAAAUUCUCCAUCGAUAUCAUUAAUGACGAACUGGGAAACAUGUACAUCGCCGACAUGACUAUGCUGCACCAGGCCAACAAAGUUUCUGAUGAAUACAAAUAUGUAAUAAAUUGUUUUUUCAAUAUUAAUAUAGUUAGGAAUGUAUGA
Messenger RNA from Plasmodium inui San Antonio 1, 1395 nucleotides. RefSeq lists its product as hypothetical. Gene Ontology annotation, molecular function: iron ion binding; L-ascorbic acid binding; procollagen-proline 4-dioxygenase activity. The record is from RefSeq and is a predicted model, not a curated record. Gene Ontology annotation, biological process: peptidyl-proline hydroxylation to 4-hydroxy-L-proline. Gene Ontology annotation, cellular component: endoplasmic reticulum. Lineage: Eukaryota; Apicomplexa; Aconoidasida; Haemosporida; Plasmodiidae. The coding region runs from base 1 to 1395 and encodes 464 amino acids. The transcript has a single exon.